Molecule: messenger RNA, 4071 nt
Organism: Enhydra lutris kenyoni (northern sea otter)
Lineage: Eukaryota; Metazoa; Chordata; Mammalia; Carnivora; Mustelidae
Product: TAL bHLH transcription factor 1, erythroid differentiation factor
Exons: 3
Coding region: 1-993 (330 amino acids)
Biological process (GO): regulation of transcription by RNA polymerase II
Molecular function (GO): RNA polymerase II cis-regulatory region sequence-specific DNA binding; protein dimerization activity; DNA-binding transcription factor activity, RNA polymerase II-specific
Source: RefSeq, a predicted model, not a curated record
AUGACGGAGCGGCCGCCCAGCGAGGCGGCCCACAGUGCCCCCCCGCUCGAGGGACGGGACGCGGCCGCGGCCGAGGCCCGCAUGGCCCCCCCGCACCUGGUACUGCUGAACGGCGUCGCCAAGGAGACAAGCCGCGCGGCCCCUGCGGAGCCCCCGGUCAUCGAGCUGGGCGCGCGCAGCGGUCCGGGGGGCGGCCCCGCCGGUGGGGGCGGCGCCGCGCGGGACUUAAAGGGCCGCGACGCGGCGGCGGCGGCCGAAGCGCGCCAUCGGGUGCCCACCACCGAGCUGUGCAGACCUCCGGGGCCCGCGCCCGCCUCGGCCCCUGCGGAGCUGCCCGGCGACGGCCGCAUGGUGCAGCUGAGCCCGCCCGCGCUGGCGGCCCCCGCCGCCCCCGGCCGCGCGCUGCUCUACAGCCUCAGCCAGCCGCUGGCCUCGCUCGGCAGUGGGUUCUUUGGGGAGCCAGAUGCCUUUCCUAUGUUCGCCACCAACAACCGAGUGAAGAGGAGACCCUCCCCUUAUGAGAUGGAGAUUACUGAUGGUCCCCACACCAAAGUAGUGCGACGCAUCUUCACCAACAGCCGAGAACGAUGGCGGCAGCAGAAUGUGAAUGGGGCCUUUGCUGAGCUCCGCAAGCUGAUCCCCACACAUCCCCCAGACAAGAAGCUUAGCAAGAAUGAGAUCCUCCGCUUGGCCAUGAAGUACAUCAACUUCCUGGCCAAGCUGCUCAAUGACCAGGAGGAGGAGGGUACCCAGCGGGCCAAGCCUGGCAAGGACCCUGUGGUGGGGGUUGGUGGUGGAGGCGGUGGGGGAGGGGGCGGUGCACCUCCUGAUGACCUCCUGCAGGACGUGCUGUCCCCGAACUCCAGCUGCGGCAGCUCGCUGGAUGGGGCGGCCAGCCCGGACAGCUACACGGAAGAGCCGGCCCCCAAGCACACAGCCCGCAGCCUCCAUCCCACCAUGCUGCCAGCCGCUGAUGGAGCAGGUCCUCGGUGAUGGGGCCGGGGCCAUUCAGGACCAGCCGGGAGGGCACCCUCAGGCCGCCGGGCCCGUGGGCUUCAGGGCAGGUGGGGUGAGGAUUGGGCAGCUCUGAAGCAGAGCAAUGGACUCAAUGAGCUUUCCUUGGUGUCUGAACUUGGCAGAGCUCUAACUGCCCCUGGGGCAGCUUCCCUGACUUCUGCCUCAGUGGGAGAACAGAAAAAUGGAGCAAAGUGGUAGGUACUUUUUAUGAAGACGGCACGGUCUUCCCCCUUCCCCCAAUCCCUAAGACUUCUCCAGUAAGAAGCUGGACUGACACUGCUUUUGGCCUGGAGCUUAGGGGCCUUGUCUUUGCCAAGACCUGGGGUUAUCAGCUCUCCCCGGCAGCAUCCAGCAGCCUCUGCCUUGCCUUUAGCCCCUCCCAAGCUGGCUGGUGUGGCUUGUGUGGCCACUCUGUCCAAAUAUGUAGGUACCCAGUCGCCGCCCAUUUCUGGGUGAGCCCCAUCUUCACCCAGGCCCAUGUCGGUCCACCCAGCUUGCCAGCUGCUGUAGACAGUCACAAGCCUCGAGGUGCCUUCUACAGGGCCUGGUUGAAGAAGAUGGCCAGUGGACAGCCUGCUCUCAACUAGCUGGGCCAGAGGGUCAGAAAACCCAGUAGCCCUUACUGCUUGCCCCGGGGAUCAAAGCUCUGCUUUCUCCCCACUGAGACUUGCCUUCCUAAUCCUUGCGGGGACUGAGUCUGUAGCUGAGAGCCUGCCUUGGCAGGCCUCAUGAAGGCAGAGAGAGGGAGAAUGGUGAGUGUGAAAUUGAACCAGAGCUCUUUGGGGCUUUGGGUUCGAAUCCUGGCGCUGUCUCAGAGCAGCCUGCCUGUACUCUCCACUCCCCGCCGCUGUUCUAGUGGCGAGCCAAUGGCUGUGUGCCGAUGGCCAUGUGCCGAUGGCCAUGCGCCUCUGCUUAGCGUGGAUGUGCAGCCCCGUCUGUGGGUCCCCCGAUGCUCUUCUCCGGGGUGUGUGUCUGCUGAUGGUCUGGUCUGAACCCAGCUGAGCACAAACCCUGUCCUGCGAAUUCCUGGCAUUUGGGAUUUUUGCUUGACUUUAGUUAUUGGUGGGAUCUUUAGGUCUUGAUAAGACCCAGGCUGUAGCCCCACUUGGAAGGCAGGGGGAAAACCAAUCAGAGACCAGGCCCUGGCUGAGAUCCAGACAAGUGCACAUUCACGCAGCAGAAUCUCCAGCACCCCUGGAUUCUACAACUCUCAGUCAUCUAGGGUGUGUAUGGAAGGCUGGCUUACCACCACAGGAGCACCCCCCUCUGAGAGCUGUACAUGAAAUUUUUGUAAAUCGAACCCUUAUCCUUCAUCUUUUAAAGAAAUACUACUGCAAGUCCUUUUGUAAAGUGAAGAAUUUUUUUGUAGAGUGGACCACUGCCCCUUGUUGAUCUCUUGUGUCAAUCCAGGUGGUGGGACAUGGUUUUCUUAAUGCCAGGCCUGCCUGUGACAUGCGUUCCACACCCAUGGAACAAACCCCGCACAAGCCCUAUACACGUGUCAUUGUAGCCUCAAGUCACCACAGCCACCUCCCACCAGAUUCCGUCUUUGAGGCUAAAGGGAAGACAGUCCCACCCAGUGAAGGGCCUUGAGCAGAGCCCUGUGCUCACAGGGCACAAACCUGGCUCUGUCCCCUCCCUCUUAAGUUGUGAGGUCCAGUUUGUGAGUAGGGGAGCAACGUGGUAAUCCUUUAGCACUCAGACUUUCUGUCCAUUUCAGACCCCCAGCAUCCUAUUUUGCUGAACAUUAGGCUUGUUUUCUUUCCAAUGCUUGGAAGCUCCUGUGAGGAAUCCCAUCUGUGUAAAGAGGGAGCUCCUAUCCUCGGUCCUAAAGCUGCGUUUGUUUCCCGGUGGAUUAAUUUGACUCGGAGUGAACAGUGGCCACAGUAUGGAUGGAUGGAGAGGUUUUAGGAGACGGAUCGCUCAUUCUAUCAGGAACUCAGGCUUCUGGCUUCCUCUUCUCUCAGACUUGCAGAAUGACGUGGAUAAGUUAUCCCUCUCUCAGUGUCCGUUUCUCAUAAAAUAUCCUGGCUUGGCCUGUCCAUUAGGGCUGUGGAUUCCAUUCCAAGUGAAAUCAUGAAAGUAGAAGCAUUUUGAGACCAGAAAGAACUCUUUUGACCUCAGCAUCAUUCCUGCAAUGGGGUUUCCCAUCCUGAGUCCAGGGCCUGGGCAGUGGGCCAGUCUGCCUGACUGCGCAGGAUCUGGGUAAUUUAGGUUCCAAACCACUUUUGCCUGAGUUAUCCUGAUUGUCCUCAUUUCUCCAGGUUGACCUCAUUUGUGUCUCCUUCCAAGGAGAGGUAGAGGAGUGAGAAUGGAAAAAGAUAUGGGCAAAGAACAUGUAAGACAUAACACAGCUUCCUGCAACGGGCCUGGGUAGGGAUGGGCAAAGCCUCAUGUUUUUGUAAGACUGACUGAAGAUCCAAAAUUUUAAUGUUCAUCUGCACACCCCCUCGCCCCACCCACUACACCCUCCUCCUUCCUCUGUCUCGUCACCUAUGAAGAAAUGGCAACCUUCCAAGAAUAAUACCUGUGCCAAGGGAAAAGAUGUAAAGGGGGAAAAAAUUGAGAACAGAGAUGAUUGUAAGAACUGGAGGGAUUCGCAUCUUUUCAGGAAAAUUCUUAUGCUUUUAUUGGCGGUGACAAACGACAAGAUGGUACAGCCUUUCUUCUUUUCCAAAAACAGAGCAAAGGGCCCAGCAUCUGUAGUCAGCCGACAACUAUCUCGGCCUUUGGGGAUGGUCUGGUCGUACUUGUGAUUCCGAUGGUACGUGACCCCCCCGCCGAAGGCUCGCCCCUGCCCCUGUACAUAGAGCGUUGUUCCUGUGGGCGGGCCCAGCACUUUCCGUCUAUGUUGUACUGUACGUGAUGGGUUGUGUUGGUCUCUGCAUUUUUCUGCAGAAGAGGAGUAACCGCUCCAGGUACCUUGACCUUUGUAUAGCCCGGAGGCCAACACUGUGGGCGUGACUCUUUAGCGACACAACCCUUGUGGUGAUGAUGUGUGUAUAUAUAUAAGGAUAUAUUGGGAAGAUUUCUAAAUAAAAGUUUUACAGACGG